This is a messenger RNA of Suillus fuscotomentosus, 820 nucleotides long. RefSeq lists its product as uncharacterized. The coding region runs from base 1 to 756 and encodes 251 amino acids. The transcript is spliced from 2 exons. The record is from RefSeq and is a predicted model, not a curated record. NCBI's taxonomy places the organism in Eukaryota, Fungi, Basidiomycota, Agaricomycetes, Boletales, Suillaceae.
AUGCGAGUGGUAUACCCCUUGAAUUGCCUAGUCUCAAAACCCUCUAUCUCUCUGAGGGUUCCUUGCCACAGUGCACGCACUUCCUUCGUCAAGUCGCCACCCGACAACUAUCGCACAUCAAUAUCAGCUAUCGUGGAUCUGCUAGCCCGGCCGAAGUCACCGCAGCAUCCUGAUUAUCUGCUCGUCAUCCCACUCCACUCCGAAAGUUUCCGGCCAUCGUUCAAGUUCAAGGGGCUGUCGUCUGUCAAAUUCAUCGGCAUUGGAAAUUUCGAACUUGACGAUAGUUUCCUCAAUGAUGUCCCAGUUGCCUGGCCGGGUAUCCAGGAAUUGAAGUUCAUCUCCUGGAAGAGACGGGCCUCUUAUAGCGUCACCUUCACCGCCAUGAUAUCAUUGGCGUCAAGGUGCAGAUCGCUGCAGACCCUACAUCUGACGGUGGAUGCUACGCAAUCGACGACGAUUCCUCGAGCCCCGGGCGGGACCGAGAAGCUUUGGCCUACGCAAACCACCCUUCGCAACCUGCAUCUUGGGUACUCCCGGGUGUCGGAAGUUGCACACAUACCAUAUUUUCUGGCCGAUGUAUUUCCAACUCUAUGGGAUUUCAAAUUUUACGAGCGUUACGUGAGGAAUUGCGCUGCCGAUAUUGAUCUGCGAUUAGCACUGGAGGAAGCAUAUUCGCAACUAAUGACGCUUCGGAACUCCCCUUACGACAAUUCGGAUAAGCUAUGGGAGACUGAUUCAGACGACAGUGGGACGUGAGAAGCGUAGGAGUGGAUGUUCCAUCGUAACACAAUCGAGGCUGUAUUUUGUAUUUAGACUAGAG